Messenger RNA from Meleagris gallopavo (turkey), 949 nucleotides. The record is from RefSeq and is a predicted model, not a curated record. NCBI's taxonomy places the organism in Eukaryota, Metazoa, Chordata, Aves, Galliformes, Phasianidae.
UAUUAGGCAUUCUACUGUAAGUUUUUUUACUGCUCCUGCACAAAUAAUUCAGUAAUAACUACAGAAUACCUUAAGUGUAUAUUUUGCAGAGGUGAAAUUCCUUAAUGUUCUUGUAAAAUAUAAGAAGAUGGAGUGUGAUGUUACUUGUAAUUUUUGUUGUUUCUUUCUGUGAUCCAAGGCUGUGAUGUGGGACACAAAAGGGAAUAAAAUUCUACAAAAGAUAGCCAUCUAGAGCAUCUGGAAUUAGUGUAUUCUAUGGCGUAUUUUCCUUACUUAAUCUAGUAACUUUGGAACCUUGCCCUUGUUGCAAAUAAUUAUUUCAUAACCUAUGAAAUGUGUUAACAAAGAAUAAUCUCUAUUUUCAGGAUCAAGUAGAAAAAAAAAUUGCUAGCAUGGUGGAAUGCAAAGAAUUCUCUAAGGGGAUAUUUCAGCUGGAAUGGGAGCAUAAGAAAAUGAGAAUGCAAAUAGAAGAUUUGAAUCAGAAGGCUCAGGAUAUUGCAACUUUACCUAUUACGAAAGAUCGCCAGCUAUUCCUAACCAUGCUGGACUAUGAUAGCCACAUUGCCCACCGCAUCGCAGUGAUGGAGCAGACUCUUGGUGUCAUGGAUAAGCUGCACAAAAAGAAUAUGAAGAAACAUCAGAAGAGAAUUAAAGAGUUGGAGAAGUGCAUCAGUUUAAAAGAGCAAGCGAACUAUGAGCUGAGCCUCGAGCUGAAGGAAAUGCUUGUGUCUGUUUCAGAAAGGAGGCACAUCUAUCAGGCAGCUGACAUGCGGCAUAUUUCUGAAAGGAAUGCAAAGCGGCGUUACCAGGAGAUUUUGAAGCAGAAACAUCUACGAGGUCUCAUAGAGGAACAGGAAAAACACCUUGGAAUUCUUCAAGCAGAAGCUGAAAGAUUAAGAUCAAAAACAUUCCCUAUUCUUUAAAAAUCCCGAUCCUGACAGAUGUACAA